AUGGUCGCAACGGAAGCGGCAGCAGUGACAGAGGCGAUGUCCACCAAAGAGGCGACUGCGCCUACAGCAAAGACGCCUUGCAAAGUCGACAUCUCCCUCGCUCACGUGGAUGACCUGGACGAGAUCGUACAAGCUUCCAUAGACGGCUUCGGCAAGGAUGCAAUGUUGACGUUCUUCAUGCCCAAUGGUCCCACCGAAAAGGCCCAGCGCGGAUGGAGGUGGUUCUACGAACAACAGCUGCGACACCCGGCCAAUAGGAUCUGGAAAGCUACACGGCCUGGAACGAGCGAGAUCAUAGGCAUGCUAUCGCUCGGAUGGGUCCAGAGGGAUGAGUCUGGCACACUCCUGCCGCCAAUAUGUCCCAUGAAUGACCUCGACAACCCCUUCUUUGCGGAUACUACCAUUGAGCCCGACUUCAAUCUGACCGGCACGAAAGAAAUCGUGAAGAUUGCGCAAGCAGCAGAGAGCAAGUUCAUGGCGGGCAGAACGUAUAUCAUAGGAAUGAAUCUGUUCAUCAUUGGCUCCUUGCAGAACGCAGGCAUAGGGAGACAGCUCGUCGCUGCCGGUAUGGAAUGGGCUAAAGAGCAAGGACUACCCAUCUUUUGCCUUGCGAGCCCGGCAGGAUCGCUCCUGUACAGAAAGCUGGGCUUCAAGGAGCUCUCACGCAUAACGCUUGAUCCCAGCAAUCCUGAUAGGGUCUCGCUGGGCAUGAUACUUGAUGCCGACUGA
Molecule: messenger RNA, 729 nt
Organism: Mixia osmundae IAM 14324
Lineage: Eukaryota; Fungi; Basidiomycota; Mixiomycetes; Mixiales; Mixiaceae
Exons: 3
Coding region: 1-729 (242 amino acids)
Molecular function (GO): acyltransferase activity, transferring groups other than amino-acyl groups
Source: RefSeq, a predicted model, not a curated record